UCGUCGCCGUCGUCAUUGUCCACGAGAGACCGGGGGACCAUCUCUCUUGGCGCGAUCAUCAUGUCGUGCAUCAUGAUCGGCAUCCUGAUGAUACUCGCGUCGAUCGCACGCAGUUGCGCCGGUUGCCCGUUCUGCGCCAGGCAACAGCUGCAGCAGUUGCAGCAACGUUCGCCACAGCCGCAGCAGCAGCAAUUUUAUCGGACGAUCGGCAGCCCGAGACCAUUCGGCGCCGACAGGCCGACCCGCGUCCAGGAGUUCAACCGUACCGGCGUGCUGCACCCCGAGUACCAGAUACCAGCGACCAUCAGGCCCGGCAACGUGUCUCAAUUCUAUUACCUGAGCCCACGGGAAGGCCCGCCUCUCACGUUACUCGUCAGCCCGUGCAGCGGUCCGAUAUCCUGGAUGGUCAGUUACGUAGAACCGCCCGAAAACAAGCAAGAAGCUGAAGCACAAACGCGAUGGCCCGUGAAGACCCUGAAGCCGGGAUCACCUCUCUUCACGUACGAGGGCGCGGAGGACCAAAAUUUCACGAUACCAAAGACGCGGGCCGGUCUUUACUGGUUCGAAAUCAAGUCCAUGGAGCCCGCGGGACGGUCGCCCGGCACGGUGCUCCUGUACGCGACCUCGAGCGCCCUGGACCACGUGUCCGGCAUGUACGCGAGCGGAAAAGAGGCGCAUCGGCAUCGCACCCUGAGAUUUCAACAGCGACGGAGCAAACGGCGGCUGACGAUAUCCUGGGGCAAGAGCCAUGUGGAUCCUCACCUCUCGAACUACUGUUUAUCUGUCACUUCGGGCACGCAGCCGCACCCGUCGACGCUCUGCGCCGCGCAGAACGUUCUGAAGGCACAUCCGCACUCGUCGACGAGAACAGGCUCGUCCUCGAAGGAGCACCAUCAUCGGGGCGUACCGGAAGGUCUGCACUGCGUGCGGCAGACCAAGCUGACGCUUCACAGGAUGAGAUACGACACCACGUACAACUUCACCCUAUACGUGGUAAACACUCGGAACAAUGUCUCCAAUCGGAUCGCCACCGAUGCCAUCAGGUUCAAGAAGACGCCGGAGCUGACGUUACGAACCGGCCGUUACACCACGGCCAAUCUGCGGAAGACCGACGGUUUCGUCAAUUUCCGUUAUCGUCCGCCGGACAACACCUCGAGCACCUUUCACAUACUUCCCUGCGGCGGGGGCAUCGUGAAGGCGAAAUUAAACGGACAAGGAGUAUUGCGGGAAAAAGAAGUGGUUGGAUACGCCUCGUUGCGCGUACCCCCUCUGCCCCCCGGUAAGACGUACACCCUGCGUAUAUCGACCACGCCGCAGGAGCUGGUUCGAGUGUCCACCAUAAAAGUGCUGGCCACGCAGGAGUCGUCCACCAUUUAUCCGCAAAUACCGUCCAAGAACCCGCCGCGGGAGUACCGAUCGCUCAGGACGUGCCACGAAGUGACGAUAGGCGUGGACCCGGCCGGCGCCGCCAAGUACUGCAUCCUGGUGAAAGAGCUGCGGAGCUCGUCGUCUCUGGCGAGUGUCACGACCGUGCCGGAUCAGUGCGGGCUCCAUCGGCGCAGGCGGUCCGAGUACACGUUUGAGGUCUGCGAGGAGAAGCAAAACCCGCCGAAGGACCGGGCGCUGCCGUUCACCCUACGGAGGCUGCAGCCCGGCAAGGCUUACCUCCUGCAGGUCACGGCGCAGCUGAACGGCCAAUCCUUGUCCUACCCGUUGCUGGGUGUGCGUACACGACGUUCCUGCGUCACGUAAUCCGCAUUAUUCCCUAUUAAACAAACUGUGAGAUGAGGCGACAAGAUAAUCUACAAGGAGGUCACCGUUGGUGACUUCUAGACCUACCUGUCUACUCAUCGAAUAAUAUAUA
This is a messenger RNA of Wasmannia auropunctata (little fire ant), 1864 nucleotides long. RefSeq lists its product as uncharacterized. The coding region runs from base 61 to 1752 and encodes 563 amino acids. NCBI's taxonomy places the organism in Eukaryota, Metazoa, Arthropoda, Insecta, Hymenoptera, Formicidae. The record is from RefSeq and is a predicted model, not a curated record. The transcript is spliced from 7 exons.